AUGGACGAUCUAACUAAGUCGGAGAGCUCAAGCGACUCUUUCUUGCCUCUCAAGAAACGCAUGAGACCUUUUGAGGAGGAACCUGAUCACAAUGCCCUACUUGCGACGGAGACAGAAAAGGUUGCGUCUUCAGGCAAUGCAAGAUACAAGGGAGUGUUUCAGCAACAGAACGGUCACUGGGGGGCUCAGAUUUACGCAGGCCACAAAAGGAUUUGGCUCGGCACUUUCAAAUCCGCUACUGAAGCAGCCACUGCUUACGAUAGCGCCUCCAUCAAGAUCCGACCCCACGACGCUAACUCGCACCGGAACUUUCCUUGGUCUGACUCGACGGUCCAAGAACCGGAAUUUCAAGAAGACUACACAAUAGAAGCUGUGGUGAACAUGAUCAAAGACGGUACUUACCAACAAAAGUUCAGAGAUUUUGUUAGAACCCGUUCUCAGAUGGCUGCGACCGUGGGAUCAAAACAGAGCCGAGGAGACGAAGAAUCGAACAAUUGCUUCUCUUGCAAGCAGCUUUUUACGAAGAAAUUGACACCAAGCGAUGUUGGAAAACUGAAUAGGCUUGUGAUACCUAAGAAGUAUGCAGUGAAGCAUUUACCUCCCCUAAGCGUUGAUCAAAACGAGAGAGAAGAGGGAGAAGUGGGAGGAUCUGUGGACGAUGUUGAGGUUGUGUUUUAUGAUAAGGCAAAGACACAAUGGAAGUUUAAGUAUUGUUACAUGAGAACUAGCCAGACCUUUGCCUUCACCAUAGGAUGGAAUCGCUUCGUGAAGGAGAAGAAACUCAAGGAGAACGACGUUAUCGUCUUCUACCAGUGCAACGAUGAGUGUGGAUUCAAGAAGAUGAUCGAUGUUCAGAGCAACAAGAUGAUCGAUGUUCAAUACUUUUCAGACAAUGGUUUCGUGGAUCCCAAGGGAGUAAACAACAAGUUAGAAGAUGAAGAAACCAAAUCUGCAGAGGAGAAGAAAGGAGGGUUUAUGCUGUUUGGCGUGAGGAUCCAACAAUAG
This is a messenger RNA of Eutrema salsugineum, 1005 nucleotides long. Its product is annotated as AP2/ERF and B3 domain-containing transcription factor At1g50680. The coding region runs from base 1 to 1005 and encodes 334 amino acids. NCBI's taxonomy places the organism in Eukaryota, Viridiplantae, Streptophyta, Magnoliopsida, Brassicales, Brassicaceae. The record is from RefSeq and is a predicted model, not a curated record. Gene Ontology annotation, molecular function: DNA binding; DNA-binding transcription factor activity. Gene Ontology annotation, biological process: regulation of DNA-templated transcription. The transcript has 3 exons.